CACACUCUCGAAGAUUGGCCCUCAGCAUGAGGCUGCUCGCUCUUCUGCUGUUAUCAGCGGUUUCCCCUUUCUGCGAGGGAAAGUGGUCUUUGAGCGCCAUUCGGCCGGUGAGAAGGGAAUCUCGGCCGAAGGAAAAGAAUUCCCACCGUGACAACUAUGACGUGUACUAUUACAGACCCGAAACGAUAGCUCAUCCGCACCCUCCACCUCCUCCUUAUGGCUAUGGGCCCCACCAUCAUAUACCUCCACCUUAUCCCUCCCAUUGCCAGUGCAAGCCUGGACCUCCGGGUGCUCCCGGACCACCGGGCAUACCUGGAUUGCCAGGUGAAGAGGGUCCUGCAGGUGAGAAAGGUGAUCGUGGCGAUCGGGGAGAAAAGGGAGAACGGGGUAAGAGGGGCAGGCCAGGAUAUGCUGGAUUCCCUGGUCCCAUUGGACCACCAGGUUUGCCGGGUCCGCCAGGCCCCCCAGGGAAGGGUUCAGGUCAUCGACAAGGGCCAACAAUUGUUUAUUUACCGGCAAAGGAAUCGCCAAAGGGCACUUCAACCAAUGAGAGCCCGCCAUCAAAACCCGAUAUCAGGCAACCCAUUAAAGAAACAAAUAAACUCAAGGAACCGCAGCCCUCCAGGGCACAUUUCGAUAAGGUAAAAGUUAAAGUUGCCAAGCCACAGCUGACCCAGAACCAUAAGAAUCCAAGUCGUAGAAAACCAACGGCUUCCUCACUUUCCAAUCGCCAGAGAAUCCAUCAAAGCCACAAGAUAAGCCCGAAUCAUAAGAACAGAAAAACAGUGGUUAGGCCAAUGUCUAGUUCUCAAAAUCAUAAAACCAAUGGUUUAAUUCUUCAGCAAACAACUAAACGAAAGGUAAUUAAAACUACAAGUACCACUAAUCAAACUAAUCCGAGCAAUCCGAAUCGCCGACCAUCUCUAAGCACAAACAAGGUAACUAAACUUAAAGAAGAGAUUAUAUAUAACUUUACGACUCUAGAGCCACUUUCAAGUACUGAUAACCCGAUGGCCAAUCGAACCGAUUAUGUUCAAUCAACGGAAGCUAUAUUAUCAGCCAGUGAGAAUAUUUCUGAUAGUCUGAUAGAAGAAUCUAUAAGCACCACAACCGAAGAACCAAUAACUUCCUACCCGGAAACGACCACAAUUAAUACCAGUCUCCAACACGAAGAUAACAUAUCCGCUUCUAAUAUCCCCUCGGCUUCAUUGGGUAUCCCCGUGUCUAUAAUUCUAUGA
Molecule: messenger RNA, 1238 nt
Organism: Drosophila serrata
Lineage: Eukaryota; Metazoa; Arthropoda; Insecta; Diptera; Drosophilidae
Source: RefSeq, a predicted model, not a curated record